This is a messenger RNA of Malaya genurostris, 3251 nucleotides long. RefSeq names its product protein salvador homolog 1 (gene sav). The coding region runs from base 742 to 2568 and encodes 608 amino acids. The record is from RefSeq and is a predicted model, not a curated record. NCBI's taxonomy places the organism in Eukaryota, Metazoa, Arthropoda, Insecta, Diptera, Culicidae. Gene Ontology annotation, biological process: regulation of cell population proliferation; hippo signaling; apoptotic process. The transcript is spliced from 5 exons. Gene Ontology annotation, molecular function: protein binding; molecular adaptor activity.
UAUUUUUGUUAAGAGUGUCUUGCACGGACCGUGAAGCAGCUGCAGUAAAUUUUAUUAUUUUGCUCCAGCAGAGCAUUAGGAUCGUAAAAAGAACCAAUUCCAAACAAACACACCCGUACUGGAGUGAGUAGUUGUUUGAAAGUGGACGAUACCCCAAGGUGAAAGGUGACGAAGAAAAGAAAAAAAAAGUAUUCCAGUACGGUGCUCGUUCUAAGAAUUUCAUCACCAGUGACCAGUGUAGCAGCAAAAAAAAAAUUAUGAAAUGCGAUGGUCCAAGUGCAAAUCAUUAAUGCUGCUUCCCGAUCGUUGGCGAGGAAGAGUAGCGGCGGAAGACGAAAACAAAAUAAUAUUUGGUAAACGAGAAGAAAAACCGAAAACGAUUGGAGAGCGAGUGUCAUCAUCAUCAUCGAUAUCGUCAUUACCAGGGCUAGCAUCUUGCUUGACCGAAAUAAUAAUAAUAACUACGCGGUCCACGGUCAAGAAAGAAGAAUACCUUAAAUCUGAACCACAGUCGUGUGUACUUUCAGCUGAGCGAAGAAUGACGGCGUGAAGAGGAGCACCUGAAAAAAGCAUCAUUUCGAUCAUCACGAGCACAUCGCCACAGUGCAAUAGUUAAUCAUUUCUUUUGCUUCAUUUCAUUGGAGCUGUAACUGAGGUUCACCGUGUUUUUUUUCGGGCUCGGGUUGAGCUUUCUCGUGUGUCGUGGAAGGGUUUUUGGUUGUUCUUUUUCGAGUCGCAAAAAUGCUUUCACGCAAGAGUAAAGAUAAAUCCAUCAAAGAUGGGGUGGUCGGAAAAUACGUAAAACGAGAUACACCACCGGAAAUACCAAUAAUCAACGUACUAACAAGUGAGUCGCACGGAAAACUCAAGAUAAAUAAACGACGGAGCUCUUCCCAAGCCAGUAGUGUGGGUCAGAAUAACAACAUUUACAUGCCGGGUCCGUUGAUGCCAAACAACAACAACAACAACAACAUUAAUAAUGUGCAAAAGUUUGGUAACGUCAAGGUGACGGCUUCGAUGGGAGGUUUAGGUCACGAGGGAAAGUAUACUCCGAGCAGUAAAAUUCCGAAUCUAGCGCAGAAGUUUGUCAAUUUAUCACUGCAGAGCGAUCAACCAAAUAUUUUGAAUCCGACCAGCAGUGUUAUGAUGAUGGCUAACAACAAGAACCAGUUACCGCAACAGCAUCAACCGAUCAUGAUUCCGACCAAACCUUCGAAUCUGAAUUUGGCAGCAACCAAUUCGAAUGUUAUCGAACGGCAGAACAACAAUAGCCACGGUAACUACGUAGACAUUGAAACAAUUGAUCAGAUUCUGAUGCAACAAACGGAAGUGGACAAGGCAGCUCAUCAGUAUCGCCUCCAGCUUCAGCUUCAGCAGGCUCAACAGCAGCAACACUUACAACAGCAGUAUAUAUCGAACUUCGAGCGCAAGUAUUCCUACAAUCAAUUGCAUCACAAUGCCAGCAGUAACCAUUUCCGUAACGGGUUCGAGAACUACGGUAAUCUACUGAGAAACAACAAUCCAACGUCCCCCACCAAUAGUGCCAAUGUAUCCAGUGAUCAACAACAACAACAACAACAGCCUACAUUCGUCCGGCAAUACUCGGGACGACAGCAGCUGCCCACCCCGAAAGAUCACUACCAUAUCUAUGAAAACCCAACACAAAUCAAUCGUUCAGAAUCACCGAUCUACAGCAACACCAAUUCGGCUACAGCCAUCUACCAAGGUUACAACAAUUCCUCGCACCAGUCACUGUUUGUGACGCAGAACAAUACCACGAGCAGUGUGGCGUCAGUUUCAUCUUCCAUCAACUAUCUGGCAGCCCGUAGUCAGCAACCUCAACCGCAACAACCUCUCUAUUCCAACGUUGAAAACAACGGCAUGACCUACGGUGAAGCUCUGCUCCACAAUGCCCGCCAUAGUUCCUCGACUGCUGCCAUACAGCGACAACAACAACAACAACAACCCACUCCGGAUAGUAGCAAUUCGGCUGCCGAAGAGGAACUACCACUGCCACCGGGUUGGUCCGUGGAUUAUACGCUACGUGGUCGCAAGUACUACAUUGACCAUAACACAAAAACUACUCACUGGUCCCAUCCGUUGGAACGGGAAGGUCUUCCGACCGGUUGGGAACGACACGAAUCGGCCCAACAUGGCACCUUCUACUACAACUGCAUCACCGGUCAAGCCCAGGACAGCCAUCCGUACUUGACGUCCUGUUAUCUACAUCACGCCACUCCAGUGGAAAUCCCUCGGCCGCUGAUCGCAUCACAUACUCACUUCACGCCGCACAGUGCACUGGUACCGGCAAAUCCGUACCUGCUAGAGGCGGUUCCCGAGUGGCUUGAAUUCUAUGCUAAAUCUUCACCGGAGAACGAUCACAAACUCAAAUGGGACAUGUUCCAGCUUCAGCAACUGGAAGGGAUCGCAGGAAUGUUGACGAAACUGUUCCGCCAGGAGUGCCACCUGAUUGUGGUAAAGUAUGAGACCUUAAGGAUAGCGAUCCGAUCGAUGAUGGAGGAGAAAAAACGACUGGCCUAUCUAAGCAGUAACGACUCGAACGCAUAGUGGAAUAGUAAACCGACUUUUACGCACGUUAAAUAAGUUACUAUAAGCCGAUAUUCUGCAUUUCGACGGAUCACGUUUUCGAACGAUGCUGAGUUGCGUUCGACCCAACAAUUAUUUAAUCAUCCGUUCCGUUCGAAGAUAAAAACUCCGUAAUGUAGAAGAAGGCUCUAUAUAAGAACCAAUGACAAUAUGCAUUACAAUCAAGAGAUUACGUAUUGUGCCUACGCAUAGAACCACGUUCUAGAUACUCCGUUUUUCGGUUUUCACUUAUUUUUUGGAGCGGUUGAUUACCUCGCUCCCAUGAUUUUUUUUCGGCAUAUUAUAUCCAUUGUGGCUCAGAAGAAUUGGGCGAGGUAACUUGACAGCAGUUAUUUUAAAGCGAACUUUUAGCUACGGUUUUAUGUUUCGAAAAAUUGUGAUAUCCAAUAGUUCCUUGGAAAGUAUACUAUUAACAUUUAUUAUGGCUUCAACAAUACUUGGCGAACGCAGCGUAACGUGUGAAAUGGGCAUAUAAAUGGAGAGGAAUUUGGUUUCAUUUGGUUCCAGAUAUUUCCAACACGUUACUACCGAACCAGCAUCGUCUUCUUCAAAACCGACUGCUAUUCAGCGCAUAGGACUUUCCGAGUUUUAGGAAAAAGACGGAUUAAUUUUAAUGUAUUUUAUUCAUUAUAAAAUCGUACGCA